AUGUAUUUGUGGUUCUUUGCACUUCUCAUACAUUUAGUUUUAAGUGCAAAUCACGUAGCAGUGAGUAUAAAUAAUUUACCAGAAGAUAUUGCUUACAACGAAACAUAUUUCAGAAUCAUCGAAUACACUUUUAAAAAGCACAAUGUCGAUGUCGUGUUACACGCGUAUCACCCCGACCCCGACAAUUUAACAACUGUCCAUGACACACAUGGUCAAAUGGUGUUAGAUGGCAUCAAUUACGCCAUUAUAGGUGACACAAUCAGUUCAACAACAAGUGAAUUGAUAGUCCAACAAGACAUCCAUGUUUUCAAAACAAAUGCCAAAGAGCUUCCGAUCAUAUCCAACUCGGCAACAUCAGACACUUUAUCGAACUCCAUUGACUUCCCCAACUUUUUAAGAACAAUUCCCGUCGAUUCCUUCUCGUUCUCCUCUAUCGUCGCCUUUGUAGAUGCUUUUAAUAAGAAGAACGUCGCGAUGAUCUACACUAACGACCCGUCCGGAAACUCAGGGUACUUCAGAGUGAAUAAACUCUGCAACGAGAAAAACAUUUCCUUACUUGGUGUCGUCUAUUCAAAUACAAUGGAGAGCCUCAUGCAACAAGUCUACGACAUCCCAGUGAUCAUUUCUAAUAUGUACAUGGAAGAAUUGUUCGACACGUGGAAACGAUUCCCAAAGGCGUUAGACGCAAAGCACAUGUGGGUCUUAACAGAUGCCGCAAUGGUCAUAUCCGAGACUGAAUUUACUGAUGCCGGGUUCAAAGAUGUUAUCAACAAAAAUACAAAUGUUGUUGUUGCUAAUUUACUGUCAGUAGAUAACAACAUCAUCAAAGAAUUAAAAAGUAACUUCGGCGACCCACUGCCCCCCCUUGGAAGUGGUUACUAUGACGCAGUGACUGCUAUAGUAAAAGGGUGGAGUGCGUCCGGGUCCACUUACAAUUUCUCCAAAUUCACAGGUGUGAAAUUUGAAGGAGCGACUGGGAAAGUUUCCUUUGAUAGUAAUGGAGACCGGGUUGGUGUUAUGGGGAUAUACCGAAUAUUCAUUGGAAGGGACUACCCACUUCUCAGUCAAUUUGAGAAUGGGAAACUUACUUUUGAGAGUGGAUGGGCAGACUACCUAUUUGGAUAUACAGACGCUGAUAUUCGUCGAGAUAGUUCGCUUUCUGUGUAUUCUCUGAGUACUUUUGUCAUUCCAUUAAUUCUAUUCUUAUUCUAA
This is a messenger RNA of Entamoeba invadens IP1, 1212 nucleotides long. RefSeq lists its product as hypothetical. The record is from RefSeq and is a predicted model, not a curated record. The coding region runs from base 1 to 1212 and encodes 403 amino acids. The transcript has 2 exons. NCBI's taxonomy places the organism in Eukaryota, Evosea, Mastigamoebida, Endamoebidae.